This is a messenger RNA of Trypanosoma cruzi, 1443 nucleotides long. RefSeq lists its product as uncharacterized. Gene Ontology annotation, cellular component: membrane. The transcript has a single exon. Bases 1 to 1443 code for a protein of 480 amino acids. Lineage: Eukaryota; Euglenozoa; Kinetoplastea; Trypanosomatida; Trypanosomatidae. The record is from RefSeq and is a predicted model, not a curated record.
AUGUCCGAUCCGCUCCGUGUGACGGUGGAGUGUUGGGAGAACCAGCGGUACCACCCAUUGAGGGGAUGGGGGUUUCAUCGCUUGCCGAUGGAUCGCAGCACAUGGUCGAACAAGAAGGGCGACGCUGUAAUUUGCCGUGACAGUUUCCUCACCCCGGUUGGGUGGGUCUGGUCGUCUGACUGGGAAGUGGCGCCGAACGGGAAUGAAAGUGAUGGCUGGUUUUAUGCUGCUGAUUUUAGCAUCCCGACGCGCUUCUGCUCCGCCAUACCGAAUGCAAUGAGUUAUGUACGGCGACGGCGUUGGGUCCGCACGCGGAUGCAAGUUGCGGCGGACACCGGCGUUGAUUCUGUGCUGCUUGAUGCGUUGAGCCUCUCUUCUAGCUUUCAGGCCGAUCCACGCCUCGUUUGGCUUAACACUUCCUUCUACGGCUUUGUUGGUGCCUCUGUGAAGGAGCAGCGGGAGAAUCAACGUCUCCAGCAUCUUAGUUGUUAUCAUUUACAUCGACUUCUUGACAUUUCUUGUUCCGAAACGAGCGUGGACAAUAAUGAUGACGAUGAUGAUUUGUGCGGAGAAGAGAAAAAUGGACGCGGUUCCCCCUCUCCCUGUCGACAUCGCUCUGUGACAACAGAGGUGUUGCGUUGUGUAUAUCGGUACGGCUUGCCGCAGUGUCUUCGCUCUGCGUUAUGGCUUGAAUGGUCAGGUGGUUCAACUCUUCUUCGAGAAUCGCCGCGCAUGUAUGAUGAGUUACUUGAGCGUUCUGACCGUGUGCAUGGACAACCUCUGCAGGAUAUUUUACAGGACGUUGUGCGAACAGCACCACGACAUCCAUUUUUUGCUAAAAAAGGAGGUGGUGCAGAGGACCUUCGCAAUGUGCUGCUUGCGUUAGAGCUAGCCUGUGUUUUACCAUCAUAUCAUCAGGCGUUUAGUUACAUUGUGGCAACUGUUCUGUUGAACCUCCCCGCUCGAGAGGCUUUUUGGGUUGUGACGGCGCUUUUUAGCGGGUUUUUGCCCUCCGGCUACCAUGAACACUACACCUUGCAGUAUGACCUGCAGGUGUACAAUGAGAUUGUUGCACAUAAAUUCCCAGACGUGCAUGUGCAUUUUGCGUCAAAGAGUAUUGAUGUCUCUGUGUUUGCAAGCGGAUGGCUACAAGGUUUGUUCUGUGCCCACUUCCCGUUCUGCACGGCUGCCCGUGUUCUGGAUGUUCUGCUUGCCGAGGGCGAUAGCAGCACGCUGGUGCGGUUUCUUGUUGCAUUUACGGGAAAAUUUCGGUCUGAGAUUUUGACGAUGGACAGCAGUGGAUCGCUGGGCUACUUUGCGAAUGAGUGGGCACGAAAUUGUUUUAACAUUGAAGACGUUGUGCGCGCGAUGGAAAAGGACGGCCUGAGGUCGGUUGUUCUAUCACGGAGGGAGGAACUAACGGGUGCCACUGUUGCCUCGUGA